UUUGCAUUGGCUAAUAACCUCUAUCGAGGGCAACUUCCUCUGCAUUUACAGGAUAUAUCUUGGGUCGAGGAGAAGGUGUGUGCGAUCUAUUGUGUCACAGCUCAUGUGACUCGCUUGUUUCAGUCCUCUGAUCCUGCGCAGCCUAAGGUCUUCCAUGGAAACACUUGCGCACAUGACAUGAACGUUGUAUCCACGGCUUCGGUCCUUCCGCGCACGCCAUCUGACGUGAAUGGCCUCCUCAGCAUUGUCUUCAUUGGACCAGGUAAAUUUGAUGCCAAACAGCUUGGCACGGUCUUUCGUGUGCGUAAACAUAAGAUCUGGUCUUUUCUUCUGUGGCUCAAGCAUCACAACCGUCUGUAUGCAGCGAUCCCUCUGGACUCAGCUAUAAUUUCCAUGUACCCUGAUGAUGACAUUCUGCCAGGGCUAUCAGAUCGUGUGAUU
Suillus fuscotomentosus is the source of this 441-nucleotide messenger RNA. RefSeq lists its product as uncharacterized. The annotation marks the transcript as partial. The record is from RefSeq and is a predicted model, not a curated record. NCBI's taxonomy places the organism in Eukaryota, Fungi, Basidiomycota, Agaricomycetes, Boletales, Suillaceae. The transcript has a single exon.